CCAAAGCUUCGUUUGUAUUUGGUUGGUGAGUCAGGCGCCGUCCUAACGUAUUAGAAGAUUAGUUUGUGCAAUAAUAAUAAGGUUGUUGCCCAGAUUCGGAAAAAAAUAGCCUUACCUCGCAUUACAUUCAUAUCAUGUUUUAAGCGUCCCCUUAUAAGCAGAGUCGGGUAUAUAAUCCCCACCACCCUGACACAAAGUAGCAGACAUGGUAGAGCCAUCAACACACAAGUUUGCAUCCAUGGCAGAGGAGCUGGGCUUCUGGAAGGAGCAGGCAGAGAGACAUCAGCAGAGGGCUGACGAGGCUCAGGCGGAGCUGCAGGAGUUUCAGCAGAUGAGUCGGGACUAUGAAGCUGAGCUGGAGACCGAGCUGAAGCAGUGUGAGGGUCGAAACAAAGAGCUGCUUCUGGACAACAACAGACUUCGCAUGGAGCUGGAAAACAUAAAGGAGAAGUUUGAGGCUCAGCACUCUGAUGCUUUUAGGCUCGUAUCAACCCUGGAGCAAGACCUGGCACAAACCAAAGCAGUGAGGGACCACCUGCAGAAAUACAUCCGAGAGCUCGAACAGUCCAAUGAUGACCUGGAGAGGACCAAAAGGGCCACCAUCAUGUCACUGGAGGACUUUGAGCAGCGCAUGAACCACGUCAUUGAGAGGAACGCCUUUCUAGAGAGCGAGUUGGAUGAGAAAGAGAACCUGCUGGAGUCUGUUCAGAGGCUCAAGGAUGAAGCCAGAGACCUUCGCCAGGAGCUGGCUGUACGUCAGAAGGAAAGACGGCCGUCGAGCAGUUUAGGCAAAGACUCCGAUCGAGCAGAUGUGCCGGGUGCUGGUAACCCUUCUAUCCCUGUCACACCUUCCAAACCCAUCAGCUCAUUUGCAACGCCCCCUGCCUCUAGCAUCCGACGAGGUGAUGGUCUAACGGGGACUCCUCUGACUACGUCGGCUAGAAUAUCUGCACUCAACAUUGUCGGAGAGCUGCUGAGAAAAGUUGGAAAUCUGGAGUCAAAGUUGGCGUCCUGUCGAGACUUUGUGUACGACACGUCUGUCAGCAGACCAGCACUUCCGGCUGGCCCUGGUAGUCCUCCUGGUUUAGAAAGAGGGUCUGAACUCCAGGCUACCACCAUGAGCCCCCCUCCUCAGUAUGACAGUUUAGUGAAGCGGCUGGAAUUUGGACCAGCUCCUCCAAGAGGAGUCUCCCAGGGUGCCCAGUCUCCUCAGGGAGGGGUCAAGAUUCUGCUAUGAGAGGAAAAAGAUGUCGAACCAGCCCCUGUUCUUCAAUAUCCCGACACCUCCCCUUUAUCCCCUCUCCCUCCUAAAUAAACUACAGCAAUGAGACUUUGAACUGA
Messenger RNA from Acanthopagrus latus (yellowfin seabream), 1341 nucleotides. Its product is annotated as nuclear distribution protein nudE homolog 1-B-like. Bases 206 to 1237 code for a protein of 343 amino acids. NCBI's taxonomy places the organism in Eukaryota, Metazoa, Chordata, Actinopteri, Spariformes, Sparidae. Gene Ontology annotation, cellular component: kinetochore; kinesin complex; centrosome. The record is from RefSeq and is a predicted model, not a curated record. The transcript has 9 exons. Gene Ontology annotation, biological process: chromosome segregation; establishment of mitotic spindle orientation; vesicle transport along microtubule. Gene Ontology annotation, molecular function: microtubule binding.